UCAAUCGAUGAGCCAAUCCGUUACAUAAUUAAAAAAUGGAAUCAUCUAUAAAUAAGUUAUCUCCAAUCGGUUUGGAGUGUUUUUGUGGGUUUCGCGUCGCAGUGCUUAACUUUCAUGUUGAUAAAACAGAGAUUAUCUAACCUCACAAAAUCGCAAAAAUGUCAAAAUUUUCGUAUCAUGCAUAAGAACCGUUUUCACUUACUCCGUUUCAAAUCACGUUAAUCACACAUCCCCCAAAAAAAAGGUAAAAAUUAAAACUAUCCAAUCGUCGAAAUCGAAAAACGACGGUUUCCCCUUAAAAAUGUACAAAGGUAAAAUCUCAUUAAAUAUGAUACCGGCGAAACCUAACCUCAUCCCGGAUAAAACUGCGCUUUUAACCAAAUUCAACAUCAACAACAUUAUACGAGAAUGCUUCAAGUUUUUAGAAAAAGGUAAGAGUGUCAGAAAUGGUUUAUUAUCAGUUCCGGAAACGUUAAAAAGUCAGUCAAUUAAUAUUAUGAGAUCAUGGACGCAUCAAUGUGAAUGCGUUUUGGCACAACGUUUAAGAAGGGGUCAACAAAUGUUCUUUUUGUAUACCCGUUUAUGGGAAGAACAUGCCUUAAGAGAUUUUAUGAAAAAAAUGCGUCAACAAGUUACAAAAAGGGGCACUGAAUUUGUUUUUGGGGCAAUGGGAAUCACUGCUUACAAUUGGGACCAAAAUCGUAUAUCCGAUGAUGAAAUUAAACAGCACACCAACGAAUUGGAUUAUAUACGUAAAUUACGAGGUAAAACGUUGACGUGUCAAACAUGUAGUAACAAAGCGGUUUUGCCUUGUUCUUGUCCAAGUAAUAAGAAAACUUAUAAUUCCUACGACGAUUGGACAGUUUUUAUCGAAAAGAAUGAUAUGAUCGUAUGGAGAAGGUUACGACCAUCAGGAAGUUACGAAUACAAAGUUUACGGAUCGUUUAACGAUGUUUGUGCGGAUGAUUUCUUAAAUGUACAAAUUGAUAUUGAUUAUCGAAAGCAAUGGGAUACAACAGCCGUUUCUUUGGAUGUCAUCGAACGCGAUCCAAAUCCUAAAAAUAACAGCGAUAUUAUUUAUUGGGAAAUGUAUUGGCCGAAACUUUUUGCUAAUAGAGACUACGUUUUUAAACGUCGUUAUCUCAUUGAUACCGAUUCGAAAAUAUUACUUCUCGUAAGUAAAUGUACGGAACAUCCAAAGCGUCCCAUCACAGUUGAAAAGUAUCGUGUUUCCGAUUACAAUUCGCACAUGAUUAUUCGACCGCACAAAGACUUUUUUUCCCCGGGUAUUGAAUUUGCUUUAACUUAUUAUGAUAAUCCGGGCGUAAACAUCCCAGCGGCCGUAACCGCUUGGGUAGCGUACAGAGCCAUGCCUGAGUUUUUAACAAAAUUACGAGUCGCCGCCAGGGAUUACCAAAAAUAUUGUGAUGAAAAACUGAUUUCGAGACGAUGCGAUUUAAAACAAAUUGUCGAAGAGGAAAUUGUUGCAAAAGAAAGCUAUUUGAAGUCAUUAAAAUCUGCUUCGAGUCAAGUCGUUCUCUUAAAAGAUAAGAAAAAAAUCGAAGAGAAACAAACGUUAGAAAUGGGAAUACAAAUACAGGAGAGAAUUCCUGGAGUUGAUAUUAUGACCUCUCCAACUCCAAUCGUUCAAGCGGAAGUGUCUAAACAUAAUUAUUGGAAGUAUUUACAGCCUACGUAUUAUUUUAGUUAGUGAUUUUUUUUAGUAGCAGAGGAUGAUUAAAUAAAAAGAGAAAUGGUGUGUUUUAGUCUCGAAAAAGUUUUUAGAACAGAAAAAAUAAAAGGUUGAAAAGACUGACGUUUGAUGACGAUUUUGUUGAGAUCUGGGCGCAAUAAAUGUACCAAAGUCAGGCUAA
Messenger RNA from Onthophagus taurus, 1874 nucleotides. RefSeq names its product stAR-related lipid transfer protein 7, mitochondrial. Lineage: Eukaryota; Metazoa; Arthropoda; Insecta; Coleoptera; Scarabaeidae. Gene Ontology annotation, molecular function: lipid binding. The record is from RefSeq and is a predicted model, not a curated record.